UAAUGCUAACUGUACCAAAACUGAGCUGGAUUAUAGAACGUGCAACAUUUUACAAACGGCACCCCAUACUGGACUUGCCCUAGAAAUAAGUAAUAACACCUUUGUUCUGGGCCAGUUUGUCAUCAACGACGGACUAUGAAAGCCCCCAGGUGCUGUGCUGUGGCCAGACCUAACCCUAUUCAUUUUUGUCGAGCGACACUCGUCGCCUGGACUAUAAAGUCACCGUAGGCAUCCUGUGUGUUUUUGCCCUCGGUCUGUUCCCGAGCCUGAGUGUAGUGCGCUGUCCUGUCCGCGAUGCGACGACACGCAGCGCUUCCCAUCCGGUUUGCGAAGGUCUUCAUACGCAAUAUAAACUGACUUGGAAGAAAUACGAGAAGGGAAGGACGUUUUGGAUUAAACAAACAUUGGACUUCCAGGUCUAUCUGAGCUUAUUCUAAUAAUAAGAACAUUGACAACUCCCAGAUGAGGCGUGAUUCCUUAAGCUAAAUGAAAAGAUUUCAACCUGCACGUUCAUAUCGAUGCUAACACGGGUCUCAUUUAGGUAAAAACGCCAGCUAGCCGAGCAGACAUAACUGACCCUCUACCUAUAGUACUGUAUGAUAGAUGCAGUCAAAACAGAUCCUAGCAAGCUAGGCUAGUUGGCAAGUGGCUUUGCUAGCCUGAUGUCAGCAAGCAAAGAUGACACCAGAGUUACUUCAAUACCGACACGGUUACGUUGAUUGGUUUUGUGCAGUAAGCCUUGUUAUGCGGGUAGAGAGCUGUUUUCAACUUCGUCGUCAGGUAGCGUUAUACAGUUUGAGGGGUGGAGCUGCAGCAAGCCGUGCAACGUUUAUACAGGCACCAUAAUAUGUGAAGCUAAUGUUAGCUAGCUACCAGCCAGGUUGUUAAAGCAGUGAAAUCUACCAGAAGUUAGCGUGUGAAAUGUUUGUGAUUCGGUGCGUUAGCAUAUUGACUUUCAUGCUGCUAAAGCGCAGACUACUGAACUGUUUUUGUGUGAUGAAAUUGGUAGCUGUAGGUAGGUAGAAAAGGAAAACGUAAAUGUUAGAGGCCUAGCUAACUAGUAUAGCUGGUUGUCCAGCUAAACUCACUUAAAUGUUUAAGCCCAAUUAAACUCCCAUGUAUUCCGUAUAACCCUAGUAUACGUUAAAAAACGGCUCAAUCUUUGUGAGGAAUAUACACUGCGAACGUGCUAACGUUUAAACCUAACCAGAUACGCUAGCUGACUUUACAGAAAAUAGUGUGAAGAUAUCAGUUUCUUAACUAACGUUUGCUGAUUAGUUAAGGUAGUCAUUCAGUUACUAAUGUCAGUUAUACUGAGAAAGUAUUUGCCCCAUAAAGCAUUAAUUAUUUUGUAGUGUUGCUUAAAGGAUGCAGGGAUGCCCUGAUGACCUUAAGCAGAAUCAUGUUCAGUAAAGUCUCAAGUAAAGACAAGAAGUCUGGCUUCAGUAAGAAGCUUUUCCGAAGAGGCUCUGCUCGGACGGUUGGUAGUUUUAUGAGCAGGGUCUUGAAAACACUUACAACCCUAUCUCAUUUUGGCUCAGAGCUACACGCUACAGUAGGUGACAAAGAUGAUGGAGGGUUUACCUCCUAUACAACCGAAGAGAAAGGGUUAGUUGGUUUAGACGACAGCGACUGUGGGAGUUAUCUUAGUCAGGACAAGGUUCCUGGUGUGUCAGGGCUGAAGAACCACGGCAACACCUGUUUCAUGAAUGCAAUUCUCCAGUGCCUAAGCAACACGGAACUCUUUGCUGAGUACUUGGCUUUGGAACAGUACCGAGGAGAGGAAACAGAUGAGGACAAACCAAAGACUAAUGGGGUACAUUUGCAGAGGAAAAGUCCUCCGGACAGAUGUGAGGUGACGCAGCAACUCUCUGGAUUAGUGCGAGCUUUGUGGACAUUUGAAUAUACCCCACAGCACAGCCGGGCAUUCAAAAAUGCUGUCUCAAAGAGUGCCAUGCAGUACAGGGGCAAUGCUCAGCAUGACGCGCAGGAGUUCCUUCUGUGGCUGCUGGACCGAGUGCAUGAAGACCUCAACAACGCUCCAUCAAACAGUGGACCUUCAAUUAAGCCUCCUGUAGAAGAACAUGAUGACACUUUGGAAGGACCAUCUCCAUCUCUUUCAACUGGUUCUUUUGUACAGGAACUUUUUCAGGCCCAAUAUAGGUCCUCACUCACCUGCCCUCACUGUCAGAAGCAGAGUAAUACCUUUGAUCCUUUUUUGUGCAUCUCAUUGCCCAUUCCUCUACCACACACAAGGCCCCUCUAUGUGACCGUCGUGUACCAGGGAAAGUACUCUCACUGCAUGAGGAUUGGUGUUGCUGUCCCGCUCCACAGCACCGUCUCCAGACUGAGACAGGCAGUGUCACAGGAAACCAAGAUUCCACCUGACCAGUUUGUUUUGACUGAAAUGUAUUACGACGGUUUCCACCGCUCCUUUUGUGAUGAUGAAGAUGAUCUUGACAUCAUUCAAGAAAGUGACUCAGUCUUUGCUUUUGAGACCCCUGAGGCAUUUCGAUUAGAAAACAUUCGCUCUAAAAGAGGUAGUCUUUUGGCAAAUUUGAAUCAGAACAAUCUGAAGAAUGGCCCAGAGAACGUCAGGAGUCCAUCCUUUAUGCAAGGAGUGGCGAAUCCAGCCUCGCCGAACAAGAACGCAGCUACUGACAAGAUGAUCCUGCUCAUCUGCAAUAGAGCCUGCACAGGCCACCAAGGAAGACGGUUUGGUCUUCCUUUUGUGUUAUACAUGGAACGCAAUGUGACCUGGGAUGUCUUACAGAGGGAAAUCUUGGAGAAGAUGCGGCACCUCCUCAGGCCAGGAGUAUACAUCCAGGUUGGACCCUUCAGCUUGCGAGUUGUAGGUGUGGUUGGCAUCACCUAUUUGUUACCACAAGAGGAGCAGCCUCUGUGCCACCCUACUGUAGAGAGAGCAUACAAGUCAUGUGGUCAGGGUGGACCUCCCCAUGUCAAGAUUGUGGUAGAGUGGGACAAAGAAACAAAAGACUUUUUGUUUGGACACACGGAGGAAGAGUAUAUUCCUGAUGCUGAGAGUGUCUAUCACCACAGAGAGCAACAUCACAAUCCUCAGGCCUGCACCCUCGCUCAGUGUUUGCAGCUAUACACCAGAGAGGAGGAGCUGGCCCCAGAUGAUGCCUGGCGUUGCCCCCACUGCAAACAGCUGCAGCAAGGCCGGAUCAAGCUGAGUUUGUGGACACUACCUGAUGUCCUUAUCCUACACCUCAAGAGAUUCAGACAGGAAGCAGACCGCAGAGUGAAAAUGCAGAAUAUGGUGAGGUUCCCCCUUCUUGGCAUGGACAUGGCACCCCAUAUGGUCAAGAGGAGUCAGAGCAGCUGGAGUCUACCUUCCCAUUGGUCACCAUGGAGACGGCCAUAUGGCCACAACCCCAAUGACUACUUGUAUGACCUUUAUGCUGUGUGCAACCACCAUGGCAACAUGCAUGGUGGCCACUACACAGCAUACUGUAAGAACUCUAUUGAUGGUCAGUGGUACUGCUUUGAUGACACUGAGGUACAACCAAUUCCUGAUGAGGACGUCUGUCAACAAACAGCCUACAUUUUGUUUUACCAAAGAAGGACCGUCAUUCCAUCAUGGUCAGCCAACAGUUCUGUUGCAGGUUCCACAAGCUCAUCACUAUGUGACCACUGGGUAAACAGACUUCCAGGCAGUAAGCCUCCUAGUGUGGCCUCAGGGGCUUCUUCUCGACGCACCUCCCUGGCUUCACUUGCAGAGUCAAUGGACUUCCCUGGAGAUCGCAGUGAGGAUGACGGCUUUUCAACUCGACCUUUUGUGAGGAGCAUUCAACGGCAGAGCUUAUCUUCUAGAUCCUCAAUGAGUAGCCCUCUUGCCUUCAGUGAGAAUGGCAUGAAGCCUUCCUGGUCCCUUUCAGCCAAACUACGAAUGAGGUCUAACUCUCCGUCAAGCUUCUCCCUCGACUCCCGCUCCUCCCCUCCAUUGGAGAGAAUUGGAGAAGCUUGUGAUGACAAAGUGUCUACUUCUUGCUUUGGCCGUCAGGAUCGACAUGCCAGCAGCAAGGCACCUCUUGCUACUGUGGAGGGCUAUGGUAGUGAUGGAGGAAAUGGCAAGACAGUUCUGGAUGAUGCCUACUGUAGGAUUUCCAAGGACGAGCAUGUUGAUAACAAUAGUCAAGUCACAGUUCACGAUCAGAGCAAAAAUGCAGCCCCUGUUAAAGAACAGAAACGUAAGGGAAGCUCUGCUGAAAAGCAAAAGGGGGAGAGUAGUGGAACCAAAAAGAGUUCUUCUAAGAAUGAUUUGGAGAAGACCUCUAAAAAGCACCACAGUUCAUCUUUAACCACAAAGUCCCCCUCUCAAGGGUCUUCCAGCUCUCUACUUAAGAGUGCUAAAGGGACCAGCACCAACAAAGAGUCUGGCAAGACUGUGAAGCGGUCUUCUUGUGCCCAAAAGACAGCUGUCCAAGAUGCCCAAAGUAAUGAGCAGCCUUCCGCCACAUCACAGCCCUCUGUGUCUCAGACUGCAACUGUCAAGAAAGGCUCUUUGAAGCCUGAGAAGAUAUCUGUCACCAGCAAGAAGAAGCUUGCUGAAAGGACUUCUAGCAAAGAUGUGGCCCACCCUAAAUCUGAAGUAGAUAAGCCUAAAGGUAGUGGGGUUCAGCGCAGCUCCCAGCCUCGGGGGGCUGAGAAGGAACGGGCGGAGCGGAAACCAGCGAGGAGUAUCAGCAACAGCUCCUCCGUCACAAGCCUGCGCUCUCCCAGUAUCUCACUCAGAGACCUGAACCACAGUAGCAAAUCAGAGGACAAGGGUCUGUCAUUCCUGAAAAGUGCACUUCGCCAAAGAGAGACUCGAAGAUCUGCUGAUUUGGGCAAAACUACCUUGCUAACAAAGAAGACAUCUGAAAGGACAGCCAAGUCUAGUAACCAAACUAAGGGAGGUGGUAUGGAUGAUGAUAAAGUAUCUUCAGGUCCUUCUUUGCUGACCUCUCCAGAGAGCAAAACGAGUAAAACUGCUACUAAAAAGAAAGUGUGCUCCAAAGUCACAGCCCCAGUCAAACACUCUCUCUUGCCAGUUAGCAAGUCAAUGUCUUCCACCACAGAGACCACUGAUCAGACUGUUAGUGGAAAAAAAGCCUCUUGAAAUAAGUCAUCCUCUAGAAAGCCUUGUUCCAGCAUGCAAUCCUCUGUCGACCAUACACACCAGACACCUCAGUGAUAUUUUAAUGCCAGUUAUUUCUGAUGCAGCUACUUUUGAUGUGCCUGAGAAAUAUACAAAUGUGUGUUCAUAUACAUAGAAGUGUGUGUGUUUGUGAGAUUAUCUAGUAAAAAAAAAGCGCCUUUCCUACCACUGAACCAGAUCAUUGCCUAUGAAAAAAUAUUAUGGGAUGAAUUUGAACUACAUUCUAUAUUCGCCAGCCUGUGUUACAGUUCUACGUUCAGGCCCUACUUUAAUUACCCAAGGGGCCAAAUGUAUCAAUCUUUUUGCCAUAGGAACAAGUGUACGCACAUUCCCACGAUUUGGUUAUGGAGUUUUUUUGUCACAGAUAUCAAACACAGUGAAAUUACUUUGCUGCGCAUCCUGCCAUGGUUAUUAUUUAUUAUGUUCAAAGUUGAGUUAUUAUAGAGAUCACGAAGUUCUCCAUUUUGCAAUUUGCGCCAAACAGUGCUUUCUCAAAGAAAGAAUUAAUAAUCCAGUCCGUUAUGCUACAACAUUUGUUGUAAAGUGUCUUGGUGGAAUCUCAAAUAAUUUGGGUGUUGGAUUAAUAGAUGUUUUUAUCAAACUGAUCAACCCGUUUGUGCCUGUAUUUCAAUAUGAGUACAGUCAAUUACACAGAUUACAUUGGGAAAACCUGAAAUUGCUACACAAUACAUGCACGAUAAUUCCUAGCCAGUUUGCGUCACCGUUAGUUCCUCUUGCUGUCACCAAUCUGCAAAGUAGAAAUGUUAUAUGUAUGCCACCUCGACACCAUAUGCAGAGAUACGCAUAUUUUCCUUGCCAGUAUCUUUUCAUAAAUACUGUUCUACCGUGUAGAAAAGUGCUCAGCACGAUUUUAGUGUGUAAGCACAUGAGGUCAUGCUCAUUUCCAGCUGAAGUGCAAGAUCUGAGUACCAGGUUUUUGUUUUUUAACCCAUUAAAACACAAGAUUACCCCUAUGUUAAUAUGGGAUAGGUUAAAGGUGUAGUCCUUGAUGCUGGCGAAAGAUUGAUAUUUGAACUCAACAGCCAGUCAAAUGCUCCCCUCCCUUUAGUGCUCUUUGUUGUUGAUUGGCUUCGAAUUGUGUAUUGCUUGGUCCGAGCUCCAGUGUUUCCCAUUCAUAGUGCCAGGACUGUGUACAAACACCUGAACAUUUUCUUUUUAGCUCACACACCAGACAGACUGCUAAAGGAACUUUCUGUUAGAAGUAAUGUUGUGUCCCAAAUAAUCUGUUAUUUGCAGCCCAGAUUGUCCAGAUCUGUUUUGAUCAUCAAAACAUACUUUAUGAAAACAAAACGAACAGGAAAAGUAAUCCUCAGAAAUGUUUCAUUCUUCAAGUUUAUUACCAGACAACAUACAGGUACGUGUAAUAGUCAAUCAAGUAUAGACAUUCAGCCAAUAAUAUAUCUGCUAUGCACAGAAAAAUAACUCACUUAAUCUUACACUAUGUAUAUAAUUAUAGAAACCCAAUGAGGUCACGGCAUACAUUACUGAAAUUGUAGCAAAAUGGGGUAUGGAUAGUGAAAGAAGAGAUGAUAUGUUGGAUAGAUGUGCAAGUUGGUGUGACUUGACAUAGUUACUUUGUGAAAAGUGGUGAGGCCACACUCCAUUUAGAAUUAUUUUCCAUUCUUGGCAUACAAGUGGGCAUUGACCUGGACUACAUUUUAAGUGAUUGGAUUAGCCUUUGACCAAUUGGAGUAUAACUGUAAUAGAAUCGGUCUUGGUCUGGAUCGUGCAGAUGAACAUUUCUGGGAAGGCUAGCUACCAUCCUUCAGCAUCAUUUCAUACCACACUUCAAUGCUUACUGAGACAUCGUAAUCACCCUUCAUUCAAUAUUUUCCUGUGGGUAGGAGGAAUAUUAGUCUUACAUUAGUCUUUUUAAGGUGCAAUAUCAAGGCUUUUUAAAACAUUUUUAAUGCUUUUAGGCUUUAAACAGUGUUAUUUUGAAGGCAAGUCCAAAAAUAUAGAUUUAUGUGCAUUUUCCUGCGCAGUUUUAAGACUUUUAUUUCAUUUGUGUACAUUUAUCUGGUCCUGAAAGGUUAAAUAAAUGAAAUAAACAUGCAAACUAUGAACAGAACUAUUAUGCAUAUAAUACACAAAUAUUUGAAAAUGAAAACCGCAUCAUUUCUGACGGCUACAUUUUGCAGGUAGCUAGUUAGGUAUGGGAUCUCUUGUAAGCAACUGACACAAGACUCGCAGACAGAUCAUAUUUUACCCAUGGAGUCCGCAUUAUGUUACGCUGCUGCAAACUUGUAAUUCUGCUAGCUUGCAAACUUUAUGAAGAAGAAUGGUACCGUCUGAUGGGGUCUUCAUAGCAGACAGUACUAGGCAUGUUUUGACUGCAGGAACUCGUAGGAUACUGAGGUGGCUCAAACGCUUACAGGAACAGCCCACUGCUUGGUCCUUUUUGUGUUUUGUUUUUCCACAGCGGUGCAGGAACCACCAGGCCUACAAGUCGUGAUAAUUUUGCUCCUCAUUUGUCCAGCAGCACUAACAUUAGACCAUUUUUGCUCUAAAGUUGCUAAUAAUCAAUUAAAUGACUUCAUGGCAGCUGGUAAUUAUUAAAUACAUUAAGUUGCCAGCACCACUGUUGAUUAAUUAAAGCUGUUGACUAAUCUGGUAAAAAAUAUACUUGCUUUUUAAAAAAAUGGCCAUCUGUUGUCUUCCACAUCCCGUUUUACCGAUGAGCAUUAAUCAUUACCGCUAGCCCAACCUAGCAGUUUCAGGACCACACAGAGGUUCCUACCCCAGGGUGGGUACUCAUUUCUACCUCAAAAACUGACCUGGUAAAGGUCCCACAGGUGUUCCUGUGUCUCUGUCGAUCUGUGCACAAAGGUUCGGGCCACCCUAAAAAGACCUGCUUGUUCCUGCAGUGAAAAAACACCUACUGUCAACUCAUUAAUGUAACAUACCGAUCUAAAGAGACAUGCACCUGUCAUAUUGUCAAUUUAGAACAUAGGAAACAUCUUUGGUCUUCAUUGGUUUGAUAUGAAACGGGUUAUUACCUUAGUGGCAAUGAGACCAAUCAAAAACGUGCCAAUGCUGGCCAUCGCUUGAGUCCACUGAAGUCACACCUUACUGGUCGCUGCAUAAGUGGAUGCUUGCCAUAGUGGCUGCCAAAUCGCAACUAUUAUCCCGGUGGGAAAACAGAGCUGGGAGCAGUACAGCCAGUCUACUGAAAUGUCACAUUAGGCCAGAACCUAAAAUGUGAUCCCAGAGGUCCCAAUAAUGUGCUGGAUAGGUUGACAUAUGGCAGCUCACAUUUUCUCUCUCAUUUGGCUACUACAUACGGUCUCCACUGUUAGCACAGUCACAGAGUGUGAUGCAAUAAAAUAAAAUUGAAAAAAAGAUUAUGUGUGACUGUUUCAUGCAGAUUUCCACAACGCACUUUGAUGACACUUCCUGGGGGUACCAUCAAAUUGAAUAUAAAUAUAGGGGUUAAGAGAAGAGACCUGUUUGCUAUGUAUUUAAAUAGCAAGUUUCAUGGAAAUGGCCUGCUUUUUCUAGCAUGACUUAAUUUACAAGGAACUAACACAUUUCUGAGUAUGGGGGGAAAAACCUGACUUAAAUAUAGAGACUUGGUCACAUCCUUAUGAGGGUAGGCAUCCAAAGUCAACUUGACGUGACUAUGCCUACAGGCUACUGGCACAUCCUCAUAGGCUUUCCUUUGAAAACCAAUCCCCAACAAUCACCAUUGCACUUUUCUGUGUCAAUCAAUGUUCAAGGACAUAAUUAGGGCUAUGUGUGUAGAGAGUAUCACUGUCCUUUACACAUUUCUAAUUAGUGUGUAACACUGGUGGUAUUAUUACAGUGUAAGACGGACGGUGUUUGUGAAUAUCUUUAUUGGCUUAUUGUACUUAGUGAAUAGAAGUGCUAUGACUCAGCACUUUUUGUGUGUAUAAACAUGUUCUGAUUCUGUACAUGAAGCCAUUAUGACAAGUUACGGUCUUGUUUGUGAAGACAAAUAUAUUAUAUAAAUUGUAAGAAGGCUCCUUUUUGUCUUAAACCAUAUUAGAUUGAAUGAGUGAAAAUUCCGGGGCAAUUUAGGGCACAGUAUUCCAAUAGCACUGUGUACUCUAGUGCUCAAAAUAAUAAAAUUGGCCAGACACAACUCUCAGAUGUUUACCUUAAUUUCAGUGUUUGCAGGUCCACAAUGAAUUACACACAUUAUUUAUUAUAUUUGAUAUUUUUUUCCAAGUAGCAGGUUAUUUUGGUUAUGGUAUAGUUUGUUUCAAGAAAUCUGCAUUUUUUUUUUGUGCUUUCCACCUUGGCAAUUUAUUAGCUUGAGUUUGUUAAUUUGCUGAAAACUGGCCUAAUUUUUUCUUUAUUUGUAGCUAAGAUAAUUACCAUGUUUAGGAUUUAUAUUUUUUGUAUACGUUUGUAUUUCGCAUCUUUGUAGCAAUUCAACAGGCGAAUCCUUCAGAACAAUGGUCUCAUAGUGUAUACUUGUACCUUCAGCAUAAUGAAUGUGGAAUGGGCCAGCUAAGGUCAGGAUGAAAUGGAUAUGGUUAUGAAAGGUAGCUACACAGAUCAGAAAUAGUUUUCUUUAGAUUUAGUCAAGAGUUAUUUUGGUAGCACUUUACAGAUUGGUAAUAAAUGGGUAGUAUCAUGAUAAAAUCAUGCUAACAACUCAUAACAACCUGCACAUUAUUUAAACAAUACAAAUUACUAAAGAAUAAUCCACUGUGGUGAUUAUUGCAGUGGUAAUAAGUCUGUAACAAAAUGGUAAUAGUUUGGAGUGUGAGUGGGUGGAUGUCUGAAGCAUUAACAUGUAAGCACUCUGAGGGCUGAGUAGAAAAGCGCUAUGUAAGUAUAUAAAUGCAGUCCAGAUUUGUAUUUAAAAACAACUUGAAAACUAUUAAGUAGGCCUAGUUGUACCAUGAUGCUACCCCCUUAUUACCGCUCUGAAAGUGCUACCGUUUUUACUCAAAUCAAUGACUAAAUAAUAAUAUUAAGUUGCAAUACACCAGACACAGUAUAGCAGUAAUAUUGAAAUUAAAUUCAGUACGGCAUAAGCGGAAUGGGGGCUUCACCAGGUCUCUUCGAUAUGAUUUGUCUUUAAGGCAAGGCUUGGUUAAAGUUUGUAUGACUAACGUUUUGCUCCUGUAUUCAAAUAACCCUGAGGUUAUUGUUGUAGGCCCUAUACAUUUCAGGGAAACACUAUCUUGCCAUCUGUUCAUUCCAUGACAUCUUAUCUGUUUUCACCUUACCCAUUUUAAGAGGACCAAAUUGUCAGUUGACCGAAAAUGUUAUCUUGACUCUUGGUUACAUAAAUAAUACACUGCAUCAUCAACCAAGUAAAUUAUAGAGUGUAUCUGCAAAUGUCUGGCUAUUGAGUUCUGGAGAAUGACUAAAUGGAGUAUUAGGCAAUACAAUUUCCCAGUGGGUUUAACCCACAGUUUGAUAAAAUGCAUUUUAGAGUAGGUUCCUUAUGCUAAGGUACUAUGCUGCAGAAAUCAAUCAAUGUUUUUACUCCAGUGCUUUUUCCAGAUUCCACUCACAUCAGUGAUGGUGAUACAGAUUCCCAUUUCAAUAACCCAAUUGUUUUCACAUCACUUUGGCUUGCUGGUGACUGUGUAACUGUAGUAUAGUGUAUAAACUCUAAAUAGGAUGCCCAACAUAUGUAAUCAUAUACAAAUCAAAUGAGAUUAUUACAUUUUUAUAAUAUAGUCAUAUAGCGCAAUUCAUAGUCCCAGCAACAAGUGCAGCUCGACAAAAUGAGACCAAAUCUGUGUCUGCUGGGGUGUCGCAGAGCUUGCACACUCUGAUUGGAUAGCAACUCAAAGUUCUACAUUCUUGAGUGUUGCCAUGGUGCAGCCGAAGCCCAGCUCCUCUUCCAUCUCUGUUGAACAAGAAGGUAUUCCCCAAUAUCUGCCCUUAACAUAUUUAGCGAUCUCACACCACCUUCUGCUUUUUCUCUUCCUCAGCCCAGAAAUGAUUUUGUCGAGAGACACUUGUCGACUAUGAAUUGUACUUUAGAUAACAUGCGACCAAACAGUGCAAGUGGUUUCAACCAAUCUUAUGGUUGCUUUUAAAAAAAUAUUAUAUUCAGUUAUGAGCUGAAAUAAUACAUCAGGCUGCUCUGUUGGUCAAUACACUGGACUCAAUUGAGCUUAUAAUGUGUAAUUUCUGCUCAGAUUUUGUAGUUAAAUAAACAUUGUUCUACAGUGGUAAAUCCUGUAAAUACAUUUUGCAACAAGCAUGAGAUAGCACUUAUUUAUUUACUCUGUUCAUUUAUGUGAAUGCACUUAUCAUGUUUUUCUCAACAUUUAAAGGAUUUAAAUAUAUAUGCUAUGAUAUGUUCAAAAUUAAAGAAGAUAUUAAUAAAACAAUUAAAGUGCAAUCAACUUUGAACUCUCUUGAUGACUUUCAUUUAUGUAUUUGUUUCAUAUUAAAGUGCAAUCAACUUUAAA
Messenger RNA from Clupea harengus (Atlantic herring), 11592 nucleotides. RefSeq names its product ubiquitin specific peptidase 31 (gene usp31). Lineage: Eukaryota; Metazoa; Chordata; Actinopteri; Clupeiformes; Clupeidae. Gene Ontology annotation, biological process: protein deubiquitination. The coding region runs from base 1385 to 5125 and encodes 1246 amino acids. The record is from RefSeq and is a predicted model, not a curated record. The transcript has 16 exons. Gene Ontology annotation, molecular function: cysteine-type deubiquitinase activity.